Messenger RNA from Beta vulgaris subsp. vulgaris (sugar beet), 2946 nucleotides. RefSeq lists its product as hypothetical. Bases 109 to 2364 code for a protein of 751 amino acids. NCBI's taxonomy places the organism in Eukaryota, Viridiplantae, Streptophyta, Magnoliopsida, Caryophyllales, Amaranthaceae. The record is from RefSeq and is a predicted model, not a curated record. The transcript has 5 exons.
CAUACAUGUCCUAGACAAUAAAGGGCAUACAAUUAGAGUUCAUCAAUUUGAUUGCCUUUUACAAAAGUCUUUUUCCGACCCAAACACAAUAAAGAACCAAAAUCACUCAUGGGUGAGGAUAGAGGUAGCAUUGCCUUCUUCACCACCUAUCGGCCUCCGGUGGCGUUGGACUUAUACUCAUGUCCGCUAUUACCAACGUCGAACCGACACGACGAGAUCCAUCUGACCGAUGGACAGUCGUACAACUCCAACGCCCGAGUAAUUCCGCCGAAGGCUCUCAAAUCGAUACUCGAAAAGCUCGACAAACAUCCUACGCUGGCUACCGCGGGCGUGGAAGCUGAUGUUGAUUCAGGUCGUCUUUCGGGAAUGGUCUUUGUCUCUGAACGUACAUGUGAUCUCGAGACUCUUCACAUAGCCCUUCGCUUCAAUGACAACCCGCCAAAAUUAGAAAUCUUCAACUUUGCUCAAGUCUAUGGCACCUUCAAUGGUGUUCGGAUGGAAGACAGUGCUUGUUUCGCUGAAAAUGAUGAUUAUAUUGUCUAUGUCACUACCAAAGAUGGUGCCCCCGAUCGUCGUCAACCUUGGACUACCGUCUAUAAAACCAAUCUGAAGACUGGGGCAACUGACCGCCUCACCCCGUCACUCCAGGCAGAUUUGAGCCCCUCGGUAUCACUAUCAGGGAAGAGAGUAGCAGUUGCAUCAUUUCAGAAAAGGGGUGGUUGGCGUGGCGAGAGAGAGAAGCUAAAGACCGACAUUUUCGUGAUGAACGUAGCAAAGCCUUACAACCGUAUAUUGGUCAUAAAAGAUGGUGGUUGGCCAACUUGGGGAAGUGAAGAUAUCAUAUUUUUUCACCGAAAGGUUGGGAACAAUUGGGGUGUGUUUCGAGCAAACAUUAGGAAUGGUCUCACAUCAGACGUGUAUCGUGUCACCCCAGAAGGAAUUGACGCCAUAACUCCAGUAGCUAUCGACUCCAACCGAGUAGUAGUGGCUACUAUCCGCAAGCAAUCAGCAUUGCGGAAGUUCACUGAUAUUCGUGAAGAAGAACAAUAUCGACAAAUUGAGGUUUAUGACUCUAGCGGACAACAAGAAACGAUACGAAUAACUGCCAAAUUGAAACCAACAACUGACCAUUUUAAUCCUUUCAUCAUCGAAGACCAAAAUGGUGAGAAACGCAUUGGUUACAAUCGUUGCAAGACCAAUCUUCUCAAGAGUGGAGAGGAUGUACCUAGAAAGUUUGACCAGUUACAAUCUCAACAUUCCGAAAUAGAACUAUUUAGGGUGUCUGGAGUGUUUCCAACCUUUUCUCCAGACGGCUCCAAGCUUGCAUUUGUGGACAAUGACUUCAAAGCCGUGUGGCUGGCUGAUGACAAAGGAUUGCGAAAGAUCUAUCAGAUGGCUGAAAACAAAUUCUUCUCGCCUGUUUGGAACCAAAAUAAUGAAAAGGAUAUAUUAUACAUAUGCUUUGGACCUUCAUUUAGUGCAAAAGACACAGUAAAUAUCUGUGCCAUCAUUAAUCCUGCUGGCGGUACACAACAGCGUAAAAAGCUCACUAAACAAUUCAAUAAUGCUUUCCCAUCAACGAACGGUGAAGGGACACAGCUAGUUUUUCGAUCUACAAGAGAUCAUCAUGAAAACGGAGGAAUAUUCAAGAAUUUGUAUAUAAUGAAGAGUGCAGAUGAAGGAGAAUUUGGAAGGGGCGAAAUACGGAGGCUAACAACAGGGAAUUGCAUUGAUACACAUUGCAAGUGGUCACCAAGAAACGAUUGGAUAGUAUUUUCGUCAAACCGUGACAUGCCUGAAGAUGCUCGCAAAUGUGAUGAAGAUCUUGACUCAGGAUACUUCUCUGUAUAUCUCGUAAAAGCCGACAAUCCAGAUGUUUUGGUGCGAGUGAUGUAUAGUGGAAGUGAUCUUGCAGGCCAUGUAAAUCAUCCAUUUUUUAGCCCCGAUGGGAAAAGCAUCGUCGUUACUUCAGAUGUUGCGGCUGUAUCAGCUGAUCCGAUGUCGUUGCCGCUCUUCCUACACUCAGCCAGACCUUACGGAGAUAUCUUUACUAUUGAUAUUGAUUCAGAUGAUAUUAAUAAGAACGAGGAUUUAAAGAUGUUCAACCGUAUUACUCAUAGUAGAUAUGAGAAUGCAACUGGUACUUGGACCAAAUCCUCAACUCGUGACCCUUCUGCUAAAUGGAAUCAACUUAUAAAAACACUCCCCAUGUACUCUACCGCUCCUUGGUUGUCUACCAAAGAAAAGAUGGUGGUUGCCUCUAAGAUCUCUACUGCUGCUGCGACACUCAUGCUCUUGUUCCCUUAUGUCUCUGUAGUCAUGUUGGGUCUUGUAUUAUUAAAAGCCUUUAAGAGAGCGAACUGAGGUCACUUAUUGAACAACAUGCUUUUUGCCAUUUUGGCGGAAACAAUCCAAGUUUUAAAAAUGGAUGAACCUCAAAGUUUUAAACAUCGGCCCCACACCCUCUAGUUAUUGUAUGGAACAAUUAACGUUGGUUUGUAAUAGUUUGAACAAUUAGUAGUAAUGAAUGAAAGUCCUUGUUUACCAAAAAAAAGCUAUAAACAUCUUUAUUAGCACGUAAACUGUUGGAGUUUCUAAAAGGAUAGCUUUUACGAAACAAGUUAACCUCAUAUUCAAAUUAAAGGUCUUUGUGAUUAACCGGUAGCUUUUUGUUACCGUGCAAAGUAUGCAUAUAUGUUGUACUAAAAGUUAAGUGAUGAUAUUGUGUCAGACUCGUCUGACAAACCAUUCUCGUCGGAUGAAACCACGCGCGUCUUAGUUAAAAGCAGCAAAACAAUAAAACAACACAAGCUGAAAGAAUAAUAAGACUAACUGAAACAAAGUAAAAUGAAACCUGAAUGAAAAAAGAAGCACUAACUGAAAGGAAAAAAGAACCAAAUGAAAAACAAGCAACAAACUGAAACACAACAAACCAAUAAUCACGCA